GAAACUUUCGUUUCGUAGUAAACGCAGUGAGCUAUAGUGAAACUGACUAGAGUUAAAAAUGUGCACUGUAAUCAGUGUUUGGUUCUUUUUGCUUCUGCCUUUCCUGGCAGUUGACGCUGCCUCGAUAGCAGGUUUGAAUGAGCAAAAAUCUGAAAGGGAGCUUAAAAAGUUCCUGUUUGCAGAAUAUGAUAAACAUGUCAGACCUGUUAUGAUACCUUCCAAUAGGAUUAACGUUUCUGCUUCAUUGGCGCCAAUGUUUUUACACGAAGUGGAUGAAAAAAACCAAUUUAUAGUUAUGGACAUCUGGAUAACGAUGAAUUGGAAAGAUGAGUAUCUGAAAUGGGAUCUGAGUUCCUUUGGAAAUACUUCUAUUCUGCGACUUCCUUCCACUGAAAUAUGGAGACCGGAUUUGGCAUUUUACACCGCAACUCCAGCUCAAGACAUUUUCCUUGAGCCUUUGUCCCAAGUCCUGAUCUACCCCGACGGAAAUGUCAUGUGGGUUCCACCUACCACGAUUAAAAGUCGUUGCCCGCUCCGCAAUCGAGCUACGAAAAACGUAAUUAACUGCAACAUUAUUUUGGGUUCCUGGACAUACAGUGAGAAUGAAGUGGAUGUGCAUCUUACGCGUACUGAAGUGGAUAUUUCAGAUUUCGUAGACACUAAUGCGGAGUGGAAACUAUUGCAAUCUCAUUCUAGACGAGAAAAUAAACAUUAUACUUGUUGUAAGGAAGGGUACCCAUUCUUGUACUUCAACUUUACCUUCAAGAAACGAAACUCAUUUGAAGAAAACGAAUUACUCAUCUCUGAAGCACCUAAUGUAGAAAGAGUACACUUUGGGAACUUAAAUGAAGAAUAAUUGGUUCAGAAAUGAGAUAACACUAUGAGUCAGCCGAAGAAAAAUGUACACAGUGUAGUGUUGAACAUUUAAACUAUGGCUUUAUUCCAUUAGCAAGGUAUAGUACAUUACCUAUGUGCCUUCUAUGCAAUAAAACUUUGUCAAACGAACCAUUGGAACUUAAGCAAUAUUUGUCGAAAGUUCAUAAAGACAAGAAAUAUAAAGAUUUAACAUUUUUUUUAAACAGUCAAAGAAAAGUAUUUGAAAACCCCAACAUUGUGACAACAUCUGAAAGAUAUGACGAUGGACAACUGCGUGUUUCUUACAGCAUUUUACUCAUUGCAAAGUCACAAAGCCACACACCAUUGGUAAAGAAGUUAUUAUACCAGCUACAAAUGAAAUAAUAUGUAUUGUGCUGCUUAAAGUAGCUUUCGAUAUUAUAAAAAGAAUUUCACUAAAUAAUUAUACAAUACAAAAAACGGAUUAUAAAAAUGAUUUAGUGAGUAGAAAAUUCUUCCCGCGAGUACUUAAAAUCAUGUGCAUUCUCUAUGCAGUUUGAUGAGUCAACUUUGCAAGGAAACGAAGCUUAGCUUUUAGCUUAAGUGAGAUUUGUUUGUAAAAGAGGAAAGGAUUUCUCAAGAAUUGUUAUUUAGGAAAUGUUCAGAAACUGAUAAGAGACAUGAAGUAAUAUUGAAUGAAUUAAAAAUAUUUUUCGAUGUAAAAACUAUCCUUUGAGUAAUAUCCACUCCAGUGCCUAUUGCUAUGGAAUGAUAGGACAAUACCCAGGCUUUCUGCCAUAUUCAAAACAAGCUAAACCGAAUAUAUUAACUGUACACCGUGUUAUUCACGACAAUAUUCAGUCACCAAGAAUCUUACUGAACUCUUGCAUGGUUCACUAGAUUAUGCCAUUACCGCAGUUAAUAAAAUCAAAAGGAAUGCUUUAUAUGAGAGAUUAUUUCUUUAAUUUUCGUUUCGAAAAUGAUGACGAUUAUAAUUGUUUACUACCUUGACACGUAAUUCAUUGAUUAUCUAAAAGUGCAUGUUUGGAACAAUUUUAUGAACUCUUUGAUUCAGUGCUGGAAUUCCUAGAAAUUAAAGAUAUAGAUUUGCAGCUCAAUUUAAUUAAUUCAAACAGUUAUAUAAUUAUAUGACUGAAUGAUUUACCAUAUUCAGCAAAAUCGAUUCGAAACUGCAAGGUGAUAAAUUAAAUUUAAUCAACAGAAGUAUCAUAUUUGCAAAUUAUUUCUUGGGGAGAAGAAAAUGCUUUGAGUUUCCAAGUCAUUCAAAAUUUCAAAACCGAGAUAAAGAUUUCCUUGCUAAUUCUUAACGUUUAAUGGUUCUUCAUUUUGACCUCAUCCACAUAUUUGAAGAUAUUCUUCAUUUAGUUAUUUGUGACUGGGUGUUGGACACUUUUGCAAGAAGACCCACAAACUCAGAUAAAUUCAUACUAAUACGGAAAUAAAUUAUUGAAGUAUAUAAAAUGAGGAGCUGAAACGAAUGUUUGAACAAGAAUAUCACUAAUUGUUGUUACAAAAACAAACACCAAUUUUAUAUCUUACAAUACGGGUUCACUGUAGAGAAGCUGUUAAUUCUUUUCUUGUGACUCUUAUUUAGCAGAACGUGGAUUUAGUUUAAGUAUGAAGCUCAUUAUGAAAAACUAGGGAUCGAUGGUACUUCGUAUUCAUAUAGAUUUACGACUGUUACUCAUAAACACGUAGCCAGACAUAAAUGAUCACAUACCAUUCCAUCAUAUUCGCUCAUCUCAUUUAAAAAAAGGAUAUGCUUUCGUGUUUUAAAACCAAGUUAUAAUUUAAAUAAAUACUAUUUUAAAUACA
Molecule: messenger RNA, 2670 nt
Organism: Stegodyphus dumicola
Lineage: Eukaryota; Metazoa; Arthropoda; Arachnida; Araneae; Eresidae
Product: neuronal acetylcholine receptor subunit alpha-6-like
Biological process (GO): monoatomic ion transmembrane transport
Cellular component (GO): postsynaptic membrane
Molecular function (GO): transmembrane signaling receptor activity; acetylcholine-gated monoatomic cation-selective channel activity
Source: RefSeq, a predicted model, not a curated record